Galendromus occidentalis (western predatory mite) is the source of this 1928-nucleotide messenger RNA. RefSeq lists its product as uncharacterized. The transcript is spliced from 5 exons. The coding region runs from base 91 to 1383 and encodes 430 amino acids. The record is from RefSeq and is a predicted model, not a curated record. NCBI's taxonomy places the organism in Eukaryota, Metazoa, Arthropoda, Arachnida, Mesostigmata, Phytoseiidae.
GGGUUCGACUCUCCUCUGCGCACAAGGCAGCUCCUGGCUCUUCAAGUUGCGACUCGAGCGUCGCACACGACACGGCCCGUCUUCAUUUCAAUGACGAAAAACCGUAGUUCUCGGCGAAACAACAAACGUAAACCGUCACCAUGUGAUUCCUCAAAAGACAUCGAUCAGCAGUCGCUGAAUUUCGCGCUCAGUACGGGAAAAGCUGUGGAAGUUCGAGCAUCGGAAAAACUCCAAGCGACUCGACUCUGCGGAGAUUCUCUGGACAUCGGAGACUUCACCCUAUGCGACUUGAUUUUCGAUGGCGGAUCUUCGAGAAUCUGUUUGCCCAGCGAACUCUGGGAAAAUGAAAUCAUCGAACCGGUUGCUCAUUCGGUUUUGCACCUUCUCUUCGGUGCAAAGGAUAUUACGGAUGACUGUGACAUAGAAGUCCUUCAUCAAACGCCAUGGUUAAACAGCGGUCGACACGCUGUAAUCGUUGGGGACCAAGGCGGAGGCGCUCUAAUCGUCGAUCUCAGCAACGACGGUGAUCAUGAAGAUCACACGCCCGCGCUCGAACUGCAAGAAGACGUUCCUGCGAAGAAAUGCCGCUUACCGAGGUUCGCCGUUCACCAGACGAUGGCAACGCUUACGGUUGUUUUCUUCGUCCAAAACGUUGACAGGGACUCUUUAGCCGUGUCAUUCUGUACCUGCAACUCCUUACUCCGGCUCGAAUUCAGCAUGAGUUCAGAGCACCACACGACGUACCGCAUCGUUCUGGGCCACCCGUCGAUUGAAGGCUCACUGUUGUUCCCCCAGAAGAUUCGUUUCGAUGUUAUCCGUGACACCCUCGUUGUUUAUCUCGAAAAAGCUGAAGACCAGCACAAUCUUUGGACGGAAAUCGUCGUUGGUGCCGGUGGAACCUCGGAACUGCGAACUUUUUCCCUGGUAGACGAAUCAGUUGACAAGAGUUGUGAUAGUUGCGCCCCCGUCGGAGGCGAGGACAUCCAGAGACGUUUCAGUGCACCCUGUGAGUCGCUUUUCUCGAACGACGGUUGUCGAGGAAUUCUGAAGAACCGGCGACUGUGUUCGAGAACUCUGAGCGAAUGUUCGGAAUCUAUGGAGUUCAGCUCGUGGGAUCUGUCUGAGAGUCUUCGAAGCUCCUCAAUGCAAUUCGACGACGCCAAGAAGGUCACAUUCAAUGAAAAGGUUCUCGAAACCAAAUACAAACCGGGCGGGAUCUCAAUCAAACGUCGCUCCCAGAGGACACGAUCUCUGUCCGACUCCAGUGAAGAUAAUAGUGAUUCGGUCUGUGAUGAUCUCCAAGAGAAGCUCAGCCUUGGUUCGAGACACGGGAGCACCAAGGAGGAAUUUUUCCGCUUAGAUAUGGACGACAGUAGAGAGUAGAUAGAAAGCAGUGUCCUUCCGACAAGGAACAUCACUUCAAGGCCUGCGAAAACCGAACCCGAGGAAACUUCUACCUUCCCAUGUACGCCUAUGACGCUCGGAUCGCGUCAGAGCUCCGAGCGUUGCAGAUGUGCUUGGAACAAUAUUCACUCGAACUUGACUGACAUCCAAACUCUCGAGAUCGACUCUGGAAGCGCCCGCUGCUUUUCAAUCGAGCCAGACUCGAUGUCCAGCAGAUCAUUGGAAUUGGCACUCUACUUCUUAAUUUAUAUCCGAUUGAAUACGCGACCGAGAAGUAUUCCCGUUGAAUGUCUUCUCCUCAGCUAAGCAGAUCUCCUCUCAGGUUCCGUACGCUGUCUGAAGGAUCACAGCAGCGAUCGUGGUUGGAAAAGAUUCAAUUGUAAAGCGCCGGAGCUGCUUCGAGUCGAUCGGAAUAGUGCGGAUAAUUUUUUUUUGCACAGAGUUCAACUUUCGCUCCCUUGCGUCCAGUGUAUUUUUCGUAAGUUCUACGGAACAGACUUUCAAUACAGUUGAUCUUUAAGACU